Molecule: messenger RNA, 1876 nt
Organism: Arabidopsis arenosa
Lineage: Eukaryota; Viridiplantae; Streptophyta; Magnoliopsida; Brassicales; Brassicaceae
Source: the annotation of a GenBank genome assembly
GAAGAAAACAAAAGAGAAUUGAGAAACGACUGUUUGAAAUUCGAAUCCUUUCUCUUCCAACUUGUGUGAUAUCCUCCUACAAUGGAGUUCCCGCCAAGAGCGUUUUAUCCACGGAGAUUCCAGGCCUCUCCGGCGCAAUACACGGCGGAGGGAAGUGCUGCAGGAGUAUCGGCUCCAGAUCUCCGAGAUAAGCUCGCGACACUGGUCGAUCGCAACAAGAAAGUGAAAAUGGCGUAUCAUCAACUCCAAUCGCAGAUCGCAUUCGGUCUUGUCGAAGCAGGUGAAGUUUUUGAUUCUUUGGCGAUCCCUUUGAUGAAGCUGGUUGGGUUGAAAACGUCGGAGAUGGAGAGUGAAGGGAGACACUCCACCUUUAUUUUCAAUACUGAACGAUAUCAUAUGGAUACUGCCCAAAAUGGAGUACGGACUUGUGAUCUGAACAAUCAAAUUCGCAGUUCAAAGGUAGAAAAUUAUGCUGCUAAAGCCGAAUCAGCGGGAAAAGAGAUCUUGCACAAGCAUAAGGGGCAGCUCAGACAGCUAGUUCAUAUGCUUAAGCACAUUGAAACACAGGUGAAUUCACAUCGGGAAGACAUUCUGCAGAUGGUUGACGAUCGCAGAACCUUCUUUCAAGAAUUCAUCCAGAAAUCUCUUUAUUACCUAAGCUCGGUUCACAGCAAAAACCAUGACACUUUCCCUGUCACAGUGAAGCUCCUUCGCGUCCUAUUUAAUAACAUCAACGAGAUGCUCAGUUCAGUAGAUAGUGGUGUUAAUGAUCUUAUGCAGGCUUUAGCAAAGAAUAUGUGUCACCCGAUGACCAAGUACGUAGGCAACUUGGCAGCUGAAAUAAAGCAUGGCCCUUGUGUGCAACUGAUGAAUGUAGUGAAUGAGAUGGAGAGAGCAAACUCAGAUACAAGGAGGGAGCUACAAGAUGCUAGAGAAAGGAUUAGACUUGCAGAAGAGACAAAGAUAAACGCUUUAUCCAAGCUGAAAAAAGCUGAAGAUCAAGUUCAGAGAAUGACAACAUCUGCCAAAUUUCUUCUACCCGCGAGUCAGAAGAAGAAACAAGCUGAACAUUCUAUUACUGGCAAGCGUAUAGGCACAGAGGGCAGCCGAGAACACGAAGAGAAACUACUUUGGGAACUACUGAGCAAAAGGAGAAAGCAACAAGAGCCAGAGAGUCCAAUGGGACCUAAAGAACUCAUCAGACAAUCAGACACAAAGCAGAAGACAUUGGUGUACAAUCGCCGAAGGACUAGGAGCCAAGCACUGUUAAGUUCUCAAACCGCACGUCCUGAUGCUUUGAUCCCACUUGGUUUGUCACCUUCUGCUAGAACAGCUGCAAGAGUUUUGGCAAGUGUGAUUGUGAUGGGCUCUGGAAUCAUAGCCAGGGCUUGUACUCAGGCAUAUCGUCAGGCGCUUGCAAAUGCAUCUAAAACUGGGGUUGCGCAUGAAGCAGCGCAGAAUAUUAAGAGAGGGUUGAUAAUAAGUGAACCAGAAGCUAGACAGAUUCUUGGUGUAACUGAGAAAUCAUCUUGGGACGAGGUUCUUAAGAAAUACGACACGUUGUUCCAACGCAAUGCGAUGAACGGAAGCUUUUAUCUCCAAUCAAAGGUCCAUAGAGCUAAGGAAUGCUUGGAGGCUGCAUACCAGAAGAAUACAACAACAAGCGUAUGAACAAGCAAUGAAACUUUAGGAGCAAAUCAGGAACAUAUCUUUUGAUACAAGUUUUAGUUUUAGGACGACAAGUUUGAAAUUGUGUGGAGAUAGCCGCAAAAGUUGAAAUGAGACAAGUCGGUGAUGGCCGGAGGUGGCCAGUAACCGACUCACCGGCCGUUGUUAAAGUCUUGAUGUUUUUGUUUAAUAAUAUUGACAUUUCUAC